This is a messenger RNA of Zonotrichia leucophrys gambelii, 2923 nucleotides long. It is a transcript of the gene HDAC11, whose product is annotated as histone deacetylase 11. Gene Ontology annotation, molecular function: histone deacetylase activity. Lineage: Eukaryota; Metazoa; Chordata; Aves; Passeriformes; Passerellidae. The transcript has 10 exons. Gene Ontology annotation, cellular component: histone deacetylase complex. The coding region runs from base 239 to 1312 and encodes 357 amino acids. The record is from RefSeq and is a predicted model, not a curated record.
UUUGCCUCUACGGAGGACAGGCUGUCGUGACAAGGGAGGAGAGAGCUACUUUGGAAGGAGCUCAGCUGCCUCCGUGCAGUGGAGGAGGAGAGCUGCACAUGUCAGACCUGAUCAGAUCCACCGGGGUUAUCCCAGCUCCUGCGGGAUUCCAGCUCCAGGCACUAAGUGGGAAUUUUCAAGGAAGCGAUACCGGGAGUUUGCAUCAACUCUUAAUUUGGCAUCACACUGCUGCAUCUGGAUGAGGCCUCACAGGACGGAGCUGUACGAGGACCCUCCUCUGGGAUGCUGGCCCAUUGUGUAUUCCCCCGACUACAACAUCACCUUCAUGGGACUGGAGAAGCUGCACCCCUUUGAUGCAGGGAAAUGGGGGAAAAUCAUCAAUUUUUUGAAAGAAGAAAAACUAAUUGCAGAUGACUUGAUUGUGCAGGCACGGGAGGCGACUGAUGAAGAUCUCUUGGUUGUUCACACCAGGCGCUACCUUAAUAAAUUAAAGUGGUCAUUUGUUGUGGCUACAAUCACAGAAAUUCCACCAGUUGCCUUUCUUCCCAAUUUCAUUGUUCAGAGAAAAGUUCUGAAACCACUACGAACCCAGACAGGAGGAACAAUAAUGGCAGGAAAGCUUGCUGUGGAUAGAGGCUGGGCCAUCAACGUGGGGGGUGGUUUCCAUCACUGCUCCAGUGACAAAGGGGGAGGAUUUUGUGCAUUUGCUGACAUCACACUGGCCAUCAAGUUCUUAUUUGAGAGAGUACAAGGAGUGUCUAAAGCCACAAUUAUUGAUCUGGAUGCCCAUCAGGGAAAUGGCCAUGAGAGAGACUUUAUGGAUGAUCCUCGGGUUUAUAUUAUGGAUGCAUACAAUAGAUAUAUUUACCCAGGGGAUGGUUUUGCUAAACGUGCCAUAAAACGCAAGGUGGAACUGGAGUGGGGCACAGAGGACACCGAGUACCUGCAGAAGGUGCAGACCCACGUGGAGGGAGCCCUGAAUGAAUUCCAGCCUGACAUCAUUGUCUACAAUGCUGGCACUGACAUUCUGGAUGGGGAUCCCCUGGGAGGCCUGGCCAUUUCCCCCCAGGGCAUUGUGAAGAGGGACGAGGUGGUGUUCAGGGCUGCCAGGAGCCGCGGGGUGCCCGUGCUCAUGGUGACAUCCGGCGGGUACCAGAAGAGGACGGCGCGCAUCAUCGCCGACUCCAUCCUCAACCUGCACAGCCUGGGGCUCCUGGGCAGGCAGCAGCCAGCCUGUGCCCUUGGGAGUCCCAGCCUGGAUCAGAUGGUCAGAGACUCUGCCAAGGACUUCAGCAACUUGUCACUGCAGUGACAGGUCACUGAAUGUUGGUCACAUAAACCCAGAGGCAAUACAGAGUAACUCUGUCUAACUGCCGAAUUUAUCUUGAGCUAAGGCAACACAUCCUUUUAAACUAAUUGAGAUAUGCACUCAAGGGUACUAUCUUUGUGUCUAAUAUUGCUGUAGAAAGCUUAAUUUGCUUCUCUGAUUAAAGAGUGUGGGGUGGAGGGGGGUGGGACUGUUAUGUUAGAAGAUCUAUGCAGUUGGUAUCCAAAGACUGUCCCAGACCUGUUUCAGAUGGUGCAGCAUGGUCUGAGGUGGGAGGAAUAUGGACUAAAGCUAUUGUUUUGUGGGGUUUUUUAAAUACUGCAUUUUAUUUAUUGCUUUUUAAAUUGAAAUACUGUUAUAAAACAAGUUCUGUGCAGACUUCAGCUGUCAGUGUAACACUAAAGGGAAGUGCAAUACUGUAAAAGCCAGGGCAGUUUAUUUAUGGCUUUGAAGCCAUAGACAGUUAGAAGGAAUGUUUGUAAAUUCACUUUAUUCCUGUUGUUGAUGGUGACUUAAAUCUUGCUCAUAAAGACCUUGUGAAAUAGAAUAUGAAACACCUUUGGCUCCAUAUGCAGAUGAGCCAUAAGGGCUCACCAUUUCCAGUCUGGUGUUCCAGAUGAGCUCUGCAUGUGACAGGCAGUAGUUCCCAUGCACUGUAACUCACACACAGAGGAACUACAGUCCAGUGAAAGCUGAUCUUACAGUUCUCAGCAACCCUGCCAAAAAACUAUGUAGAAAUAUAGGCUGUCUUACUUAUUGCCAUGUAUAAAACAGUGAGGAGUAGAUUUAAAUUAUUUUUCCCCAACUAAUGCUGUGCUUUUCACUUGCUCAGAGAUCAAUGGUACUUCUAGUUGCAGUCAUAGUUGGUAAGCAAAUCCUUCAUUUUUCUUGUUCAUUAAGGAAUGCAGUGACAUUCCUACAUUGAGAUAAUGUGCUAACUUUAUAUGGAGCUUUUAGGAGGAUUUGGGACAAAAUAAUGUAUUCAAAGCAAAUUCAGUUGCACUACCUGGGAAGUUUGGCAUUAGGUACUGUUUGUACCAGUGGGUUCUAAAUGUACUACUAAACUGUAUAUUUUGCAAGAGCUUUUAUAACUUUCAUUGAUUUGUACAACAGGUUUUAUGUUGUGUUUAGGUUGGAGCCAUCCUGUGAGGGAACACCAGGGUUUUCCUUGUAGAGUUGUUGUGUAAGCUAUUUAAGGAAUGUUUAAUUCUAAUACUUACCUCAUUUAGUGUUCAUGUCAUGGAGUUUGUCCAUUGUAGGAAUUGCACAGCUGCUAUAAAUACCUGCUUUAAACCAGAUCUGACCUAUUGCACUAAGCUUAAGUUGCUACGCUGGGAUUAAAGAGCACUUUUAAAAUUCUUACUAGAAGGACCAUCAGAGUAUGACUAAUGUUGAGAUUUAUUUUUUCUAUACUGUCUGACAUUACUGAAAGGUGUUGUUAUUCUUUCAUAUAAUUUUUAUAAAAUUCUAGAUUACAUUUCUAUGAACUAAACCCCCAUCAUAACACCAUAUGGUCUUUCCCCAAACAUUUGCUGUCUGUGUUAACAUGUUUCUAUAAUUUCCCCUCAGUGGAGAUUAAAAUUAUGUUGAACAAUG